AUGCCAACUUACUUGAUCCAUUUUGCUCAGUUCCACGAAGAAUUUCGGCUGCCUGAAUUAUUUUCUUUGGCGAAGCUGGAGAAGGUUCAUUUAGAAUGCGACGAAAGCACCUAUAGACUCGACAACCCUUAUUUCAAAGUGACACUGGACUCAGAACAGGAAGCCCAAAAACUGGUGAAGCGUGCUAUAUUGAUCAAAAAAAUUUAUGAACUCUGGGCUGAAGCCAACUCGUAUGAUGAGAUUCAUGCACAAGUCAAGGAUCAGCCCGAACUUUGGAAAGGAAAAUACGAUGAAGCUUCAUUCAAAUUUAGUGUAUCCGCAUUUAAUUCGACCAUAUCUGUUCCACAACAACGCGAGAUUAUCAACUCAUUCUCAUACCUCGGUUUCAAUGGUCCUAUUUCGAUGAGCAAUCCAGAUAAUCGAUUCUGUGUUUUGGAGGAUUAUGGCUCUGCGCUACCGCAAUUGGGAGUAGAGCCUGCACGAGAAUGGAUCUAUAUGGGACGAUUGGUGGCCUCGGGUAGUCGAGACGUUGUUCAAAAGUACAACCUGAAAAAGCGAAAGUAUCUAGGCACCACAUCCAUGGAUGCAGAACUCUCACUCGUCAUGGCCAAUCAAGCACAAGCAGGUUCCGGCAAAUUGAUCUAUGAUCCAUUCGUCGGCACUGGCAGUUUCUUGUUCACAUGCGCACAUUUUGGUGCAUUUACGUUGGGAUCGGAUAUUGACGGUCGACAAAUCCGCGGGAAAGGAAAGAGCAGCGUGAGAUCCAAUAUCGAGCAGUAUAGUCUGCAAGGAAGAGUAUUGGAUUCUUUAGUGUUUGACGUGUGUCACCAUCCAUGGCGUACCAAAGCUUGGCUUGAUGCUAUUGUUACUGAUCCGCCAUAUGGUGUUCGUGCUGGAGCAAAACGAUUAGGACGAAAAGAGGAUUCGAAAAAGACAUUGCAAAUGAGAACUUAUGAAGGCGUGCCGAUGCACACACGCGAAGAUUAUUAUCCACCUACAAAGCCAUACGAAAUGUCCGAAGUCUUGGCAGAUCUGUUGAAUUUCGCAGCCGAGCAUUUGCGUGUAGGUGGCCGUUUGGUCUACUGGCUUCCCACCGUAGUUGACGAAUACUCCAGCGCCGAUAUCCCACAACACCCUAGCAUGACAUUGAUCUCUAACAGCGAACAGAACUUUGGCCAAUGGGCUCGACGAUUGAUCACUAUGGAAAAAGUGCGCGAAUUUGAUGCGUCGCAACGCAUCACCGCACACGAUACAGAGUCGUCCUGUAUACCCAAAGAGCAGGCAGAACCACAACAGCAGCCAGAUACGACACCAGCAACAAAUUCAUCACCAUCAUCAUCGUCGUUAGAAGCGUCAUCAGAACAAAUAGAGGAUCCAAAACGACCUGGCCACUAUCUUUUCCGUGAAAAGUACUUUAAUUUCGGCCGUUCUACUCCCGAAUCAUCAGGCAACAGCGCUUCUGGAUCUGAAGCGAAAUAA
Molecule: messenger RNA, 1479 nt
Organism: Zychaea mexicana
Lineage: Eukaryota; Fungi; Mucoromycota; Mucoromycetes; Mucorales; Lichtheimiaceae
Product: S-adenosyl-L-methionine-dependent methyltransferase
Exons: 10
Coding region: 1-1479 (492 amino acids)
Biological process (GO): methylation
Cellular component (GO): cytoplasm
Molecular function (GO): nucleic acid binding
Source: RefSeq, a predicted model, not a curated record